Molecule: messenger RNA, 417 nt
Organism: Fusarium vanettenii 77-13-4
Lineage: Eukaryota; Fungi; Ascomycota; Sordariomycetes; Hypocreales; Nectriaceae
Exons: 2
Coding region: 1-417 (138 amino acids)
Source: RefSeq, a predicted model, not a curated record
AUGUCGAGCCCUUCUAUUUGGCCAAGACCAGCCCGGGAAAGACACUCCCGCCCACCUGUGCAGCUGCAGCAGUCGGCUAUUGAACGCCCGGGCAUGGAACCUCGAGAUUUCGAGCUCCUAGAUCCUAAUUGGAUGCGUGAUCUGUCGCAUUGCCCGUUGUCUGAUAGAGAUAAGGAGCUAUUGGAGAAGUUCUGGACGGAGCUGGAAAACGACCGGAUGGAAAACUGCGUCCGCUGUCAGGAGAUAUGGUUCGACAUGGGCUUGAAAGACGGCGUUUGUAUCACGGAGAAUGACGAUAUUGAGCCGGAUGAGGUUAACCAGUCUGCAGUGCCAGAUCUGCUACCAGAGGAUACCGAGAUAGAAGCACUACAUUCGCAUAUUCUCGGCGAAGAGCGCGAUGAACCGAUCCCUGUAUGA